Trichoderma reesei QM6a is the source of this 2014-nucleotide messenger RNA. Its product is annotated as red and blue light sensing protein. The coding region runs from base 293 to 2014 and encodes 573 amino acids. The record is from RefSeq and is a predicted model, not a curated record. The transcript has 3 exons. NCBI's taxonomy places the organism in Eukaryota, Fungi, Ascomycota, Sordariomycetes, Hypocreales, Hypocreaceae.
CGAGCGACACCACGCUCAAGCGAAACGACUCAAAACCCGGGCUUUGACAGUCGAGUUGGACGAAACGGCCUUUGUCACUCGUGAUAUACAUGACCGCUCCGUUGUCGACUUUCCGCGUCCACCAUCUGCCUCUGCUCGCCGUCUGGCCUGGCUUCAGCACCGGGCUCUGUUCGCCUUGACGGCUUUCCCUGCCGCAGAGUGUCUCGAAUCUUGGACGCUUUUCAGUUGAGACUCUCAACCCUCGAUACCCUUCACACAACCUUAUCGAACGCCUUGAAACAAACGCGGCAUCAUGGCGACGCCUUCCUCCGUGGCCUCGUCCAGCUCGCGGGACCAGGUCCAGCGCAUCCAUCGCGUGACGAGAGAGAACCGUCACCUUUGGUACCAGUUGACGGUUCUACAGCAGCCGGAGCGAGCCCGUGCAUGCGGUUCAGGCAUGAAAGCGAACAGUGACCGACGACCAGUUGAUCCGCCGCCUGUUGUCGAGCUCCGUAUCAUCGAAGGUCCUUCUGUCGAGGAGGGCAAGGACAUUACUUUCGACUACAAUGCCAACUUCUUUCUUUAUGCCAGUCUGGAGCAGGCUCGCACGAUUGCUCACGGCCGCGUCCAAAACGGCGCCACCAACAAUCCUCCCAUCCUGACUGGUGUUCCUGCAUCGGGCAUGGCAUACCUCGACCGGCCAACCGAGGCUGGAUAUUUCAUCUUCCCCGACCUGUCCGUCCGACACGAAGGCUACUUCCGCCUGUCCUUUAGCUUGUACGAGACGACCAAGGAGCCCAAGGACUUUGACCUAGAGCCGGCCGAUUCCGACCUUCCCCCUGGGGUGGACUGGAGGAUGGAGAUCAAGACGCAGCCUUUCAACGUCUUCAGCGCCAAGAAGUUCCCUGGACUCAUGGAGAGUACCUCGCUCAGCAAGACCGUUGCCGACCAGGGCUGCCGAGUUCGAAUCCGCCGCGACGUUCGCAUGAGGAAGCGCGACGGCAAGGGCAGCGGCUUUGACCGACGCGGUGAGGAGGAGUACUCUCGCCGCCGAACCGUGACGCCAGCUCCCGCCGAGGAUCCCAACCUGCGAGCCAGAUCCGUCAGCAACGCGAGCGAGCACCGCGGGCCGUACAUGCCGCAGGAGCCGCCACGGCGACCAUCCGCUGCCGAGAGCUACCAUGCCCCUCCCCCACUGCCUCCUCCGCCGCCUUCGUCGUACGACGCUCCUCCGCCUGCCGCUCGUCCCGGACAUCUGGGCUUUGGCGGCGAUCACAACAUGCCGCCGCAAUAUGGCGCACCCGCCGCUCGGCCAUACGGCCACCCGCAGAGCGCACCGAUACCUCCUGCGACACCCACCGGACCCUACCCGACAUCGUCCGCGGCGCCGUCUCCGUAUGCCAAGCAGGAUCAUCAUCAUCAGCAGCAGUACAGCUACAACUCCCGCCCUCCGGCGCCCAGUGCUUCCCCAGCGCCGCCGAUGAAGCACGCCAUGUACGACAACCGGCCAUCCGAGCCUUAUGUGCCUCACUCCUCGCCUUCCGUAUAUGCGUCGACCGAGAGGCGACCUUCUUAUGCCAACUACUCUGCUCCUGCGCCCUAUUCUACUCCCGCCUCCCAGCCGACCUACUCUACUCCCGCCUCCCAGCCGACCUACUCUACUCCCGCCUCUCAGCCGACCUACUCGGCUCCCCCGCCAGCGCCAUACUCGGCUCCGGCGCCUCCUCCUCCUAGGCCGUCGAUGUCUCAGUCGUCUCUGGCGCCGCUCAAGAUUGCGUCCCUGGUGUCUCCCCUGCCGCCCAUUGAGGCUCAGACCGAGCCUCUUCCUCCGCCUCCUAUGCUGUCGACCGGUGGCAAGAGAAAACAUGACCACGUCUUCUCCCAGAACCACAAGCCGCUGUACAACGGCCAGCGCCAGCUUGACGCGCACUAUGGCCACGGAUAUCGCGGGCUCACCCCCGAGCCCGACCAGGGCCUAUACUCUCGUGCGGACGGUCAAAUCGGCGUUGUCACCUUCAACCAAUACCAGGUGUAA